This is a messenger RNA of Chenopodium quinoa (quinoa), 2033 nucleotides long. Its product is annotated as MLO-like protein 1. Lineage: Eukaryota; Viridiplantae; Streptophyta; Magnoliopsida; Caryophyllales; Amaranthaceae. Gene Ontology annotation, biological process: defense response. The transcript has 11 exons. Gene Ontology annotation, cellular component: membrane. The record is from RefSeq and is a predicted model, not a curated record. The coding region runs from base 237 to 1358 and encodes 373 amino acids.
UGCAAGGACACGGCCAUGGAGGUGGUGUUUUGGAAAGUUUGGUUAACAGUAUGGGUGUUCAAUAGCCGGCUCGAAUUAGAAAACUGAAUUAGAAUGGACCAAAAGAACCAUAUUGGUUAACAGUAUGGGUGUUAUGUAAGAGUAAUUGAAAUGAAAACAUCAUGCUUACUAAAUAUGCGAGUACUAUUUAAAGGAGUCCGGUACAAGGCGUCUGAUCUUGUUUAAGGAAGAUAAAGAUGGCUGGAGGAGGAGGAGGAGGGCUGGACUUUAAGUCUACACCAUCAUGGGUGAUAGGAUCAGUAGUUUUUGUGAUUGUUGUUAUUUCUUUGGUCAUCGAAAAAUUUCUGAGUUACCUUGGCAAGUUAUUGAAGAGAAAGGAGAAGAAACCUCUUAAUCUGGCCUUGAAGAAGAUUAAGGAAGAGUUGAUGUUAUUGGGCUUUAUAUCUCUGCUGCUUACUGUUUUUGGAGAUAAGAUUCAUACGAGGUGUAUAUCAGAAAAACUUGCUCGAAAAUGGCUCCCAUGUCAUGAUGAUUCGGUCCCUUCCGGUCUUAUCACAGGAGGAAAACGCCGCCUUUUAGCUGGCAGUAGUGAGCCUAACUGCGACCAGGGAAAGGUACCUUUCAUAUCGAGUGAUAUCCUUCAUGACGUUUAUUACCUCAUCUUUAUAUUAGCAGUUGUCCACGUACUGAGCUGUAUCCUGAUAGUUCUUCUUGGAGAGAUGAAGAUAUUGCAGUGGCGGAAGUGGGAAGAUGCUAUUAGAAUGCAGAUUGAUGCAGAUUAUGGUAACAAUCGUAGAGUACUGGAUGUUAAAAGUCUCACAUUUAUCAAGGACCGGUUCGAUGGUAAUGAUGCCAAGUACCGUUAUUAUGUGAUUUCAUUCUUCAAGCACCUUGCUGGGAUUGUAACAAAAGCUGACUACACAGCUAUGAGAACAGGCUUCAUUUUGACACAUUGUGAUGGAAAUCUAAGGUUCGACUUUCACAAAUACAUCGUAUAUGCAUACGAAGCAGAAUUUAAUAAAAUUGUGUCUAUCAGUUGGUUCAUGUGGCUGUUUGUGGUUAUUUCAUUGACACUGAAUGUUGCUGGUUGGAAUAUAUAUUUAGCGAUUGCAUGUAUCCCCUUUAUUCUCUUACUAGUAGUUGGCACCAAACUGGAACAAGUGAUCACAGAUCUAGCUAUCCAUAUAGCUCAGAGGCAUACUGUCGUUAUCGGAGUACUAAGAAAUCAACCAUCAGAUGACUACUUUUGGUGCAAAAAACCCAGGAUUGUCCUGUUGUUGAUCCACACCAUACUUUUCAUUAAUUCAUUUGGGUCAGCAAUCAACUUCUGGACAUGGGUUAGAUCUUACCACCCUUGAAACUAAAAUGCUAUUUCGAAACUAAAAACAUUAUCUCAAGUUCUUAACUUGAUCUUGACACAUGAUCUGUAAUAACAUUCUGUGCAACACGGUGCUUUCAGAUGGUAUUAUUGAACUGCAGUUUGCUUUGCAUUCACAUAGAUAGUCACAACCUGCAUCUCGCAUCUAAUUACUUGACAAACGCAGAAGAAGGAAAAUGUAUGACACAUGUCAAAGUAAACAUCGUAACACAUAAACACAUAAGCAAGCUGGCACUUUUAUUAAUUUUUUAGUUGCAGACAUGAUAGAGCAGCAUAUAGAGCUUAUAAUUAUGGUCAAUCAUAUAUGGAGAAAAAGCAAUUUGAAAGACUUUUGAAACCAGAGAACAAGGUACUUAAGAAAUGAAUAAUGUACAAUGGUCAAUGGUUAUGCAUGAGUGUAAGCUAUGAGACAGCAAUAGAUCAAGAUGCACUAAGCAGCCAGGCGAUCUAGCUAAUGGUUGCUUGUUUUGGCUUUUAUAGUUAACGAGUCAAGGGUUAGACAACAUGACUAUACUUAUUUUAGACCAUAUCUAUGUCCACACAAGCUAACAUAGAUACAGAGCUUUUGAACCAGACUUUCAAUCACGAAAAGAAAUCUGUGUAUGAUUGGGUAGUGCUGAACUACUUGAAUAUGGAUUCCAUACACCUUAAAUAA